Trichoplusia ni (cabbage looper) is the source of this 2582-nucleotide messenger RNA. Its product is annotated as serine protease inhibitor 3/4-like. Gene Ontology annotation, molecular function: serine-type endopeptidase inhibitor activity. The record is from RefSeq and is a predicted model, not a curated record. Lineage: Eukaryota; Metazoa; Arthropoda; Insecta; Lepidoptera; Noctuidae. The coding region runs from base 1302 to 2555 and encodes 417 amino acids. The transcript has 2 exons.
AGCUUGAUCCAACUUGAAAGAUAGAAUAGCUUCCGUCUCAAUUUAUAUUCCCAAUAUUAUUUCAUUUUCAACUUACGAGACGACAAGUCGCGGGCAACGGCUAGUGUUAUAUAAAAUUGUGGUACUUAGAUAUAGUAUACUUAUAUAUACAGGCAAAUACCACUUGACUCGACGCUUUAAGUGCGCAGUGGACAUCGUUCAAUGGCAGCUCAAAUAGCUGGUAUUUGAGAAAUGGCUGGAGUCAGUAAUGCUACACUUUGCAACUUUAAAGUGAGAUCUCUUUGAGAGCAUUUGUGUUAUGUGGUCAGCUGUGUAGCCGCGGUAUUUAAUAGUUUUAAAAUACUUCGAGACUUAAGCUAACCUAAGAAAGUUUACAUUGCUUAGAGUUUGCCUACUUAGGUGUUUGUUAAUUUCGUGUAGAUUUUAGGCAAAAAGGCAUGAUAAUAAAGCAAUUUCCCACAUAAGUGUAAAAAAAUGGCACUACUGUUUAAAAUGAAAUUUUGAGAGACCAUGCUUUGAUUAUAAUGUCAUAAUUAUGAUACUAGUUGUAUCUAGUUUGAGGUAAAUUAAACUUUCUACUACAGACAAUAUAAACAACUUGCUGCUCCGGCGAACCCCUUUCUGCCAGACUAAUUAUUCAUCCAGGACGUCAAACAAAGGCAUAUAACAACAAUCAUAAUCGGUCCAGUCGUUUAGGAGGAGUUCACUGACAUACACUCGUAUCUACAUGUAUCGUAUUUAAUGGUACAUUAAUUAUUACCUACUAGUAAAAGUGCACGAAGCGUAAUUAGUUAAAAACUUGAACGUUUAUAAUGAGUCUAAUUCAUUUGUAAUUAUAAUUUAAUUUAGUUUUUAACCUUGAUAUCACUCGCUUCAAUGACAUCGGCAGGUCAGUAGUCUAGCAUCUGUUUGACGCAGUGUCAAAAAAAAACGUUGCUUAAUUUAGAUACUUAUGACUUGGAUAGGUACAAUAAGAUAUAAAACAAAACAAAAUCACUAGACCGCUUAUACAAACGAAGAUAGCAACGUACCUUAUUAUGUCCUCUACUUGAUUUUAAAAUAUUAUAAACAAAGAAGAAGUUUUCUGUCGGAAUUAAGACUUUUUUGAGUGUUCUCUAUUGAUGUUUCUUGUUGAAAGAGGCAGAAUGCUACUUAGACCUAAAAUAGAUUGUGUACUAUGGAUAUUAAUGAUAACAUUUUAAUAAUUAACCGUAGUAUAAUUCUACAUAGUAGGGAGGUAUAUAAAAGCUUACGAAAUUAACUUGUCUUAGUACGAUCUAAUCCAUCUCAGAGCUAGUACGAUGAAGCUAACGAUUCUCGUAUUGUGCACCGCAGUGUACACUUCGGCGGUCAAGCGACAAAUAGUCACAAGAAUCGGAUCACCGAUCAUACAAACCGAUACAGAAUUUCUGCCCGACCAUACACAGUUGUUAGAAGAAUAUAGAAAUGCGUUACACAAUUUCACCAUCAAGAUAUAUAAGAGAGCCGCCUUUCGAGGGAACUACCAUUUCGUGAUAUCACCUCACUCGCUAUGGAUGACCUUGGCCGGGGUAGCUGAAGGAACUGACUUGCAAACUCAGUCAGAGUUAUUUGAACUUUUAAGUUUACCAGCAGAUCCUUAUCUACGUAAACUGUACUACGAUAUAGCUGCAACUCGAUUCUCUCAUACAAAUGAUGUUAGAAUCGUGAGUACCCGAGCUCUUGUCAUCGACGAAGGCGUACAACCGAACCCACAUUGGCACCACUUCGUUUCGAAACAUCAUCUUCUUAGCGUCGUGUCGGCACCAAUCAGACAAAACUCUAUCCUGGCAGCUAACGCCAUCAGACAAAUAGUAGCCGCAAAUUUCCCCGCUCUUAAUUUACACUCUCUGUACUCUGGAAACUCUGUACUCCUCGACACACUAGACUAUAAUGGCUUGUGGACAACUGCCUUCGCUGAUGCAGUCGUCAGACGCGCCCCGUUCUACGAUCGAUCAGGAAACCAAGUGGGGUCAGUAGACUUGAUGAGAGUAAAACGUCAAGGCAAAAUUGGUUACGUAAAAUCUAUUCAAGCGAAGGUUCUAGAACUACCAAUCGGAAUAAAUGGACAAUUUAGUAUGGUUAUUGCUUUGGUCACGGGAGAUUUGCAUUUAGCACCGGCUGUUAAAGCUUUCCAAGGAUCCAUUAUGAUAGAUGUCAUAGAAUCUAUGAAGGAAAGUAAAGUGCCCAUAGAUGUGGCAAUCCCCCAGUUUAGAAUGAACACAGAAUUGGACGCAAGGAUAAUCCUACAGGAUCUGAAUAUCACGAGGCUGUGGACAGACCCGGAGGCAACAAGGUACAUAUCGGAUCCACCAGCCUUACCAAGCAGCUACGUGCAGCGCUCGACAGUAACCCUGGCAAAGGAUGGAGUGUUCCAUCCACCUCCCACUUUACUACGAUCCUACUAUCCCGAGCCAGAAGACCAGUACUGGAGCGAGUUCAUAGCAAACAGACCUUUUAUGUUCGGACUGUUCGAUACAGAGACCUACACAUGCCUCAUGGGAGUCAUGUAUACGCAACCUACUUAUCCAGUAUAAGCUAAAUAAAUUAUCGUUGUUUUUGUA